Molecule: messenger RNA, 703 nt
Organism: Chanos chanos (milkfish)
Lineage: Eukaryota; Metazoa; Chordata; Actinopteri; Gonorynchiformes; Chanidae
Gene: pfn1
Product: profilin 1
Exons: 4
Coding region: 54-470 (138 amino acids)
Biological process (GO): positive regulation of actin filament bundle assembly; regulation of actin filament polymerization; actin cytoskeleton organization
Cellular component (GO): cytoplasm
Molecular function (GO): actin binding
Source: RefSeq, a predicted model, not a curated record
CUAAAGUCACCUGAGACACACUCUAGUUUUAAGAAAACCCAAUCAGAGUCAGAAUGUCUUGGGCAGCGUACGUCCAAAACCUGAUGGAUGAGAACGUGCAGGAUGCCGCAAUCGUCGGUCACGAGGCUGGCUCCGAAUCGAUUUGGGCGUCGCAUCCAGGAGGACAGUUUGCCAAAAUUACGCCCUCUGAAAUUAAGGCGUUGAUGGCUUCUGACCGCACUUCCAUGUUUACAGCAGGAGUGACUCUGGCAGGAGCUAAAUGCACUGUUCUUAGGGAUAAUUUCCACAUUGACAACACCAUGGACCUGCGUACCAAGGCCACUGAGCAGGAUUCUAACACAUACAACAUCUCCAUUGGCAAGUCUUUGAAAGCUCUAGUGUUUGUGAAAGGAGUAAAGGAUGCACAUGGUGGGAAGCUGAACCCAAAGGUACAUAAGAUAGCCGAGUACCUUAGGAGUACCAAUUACUGAGCUGGGUCUUGCUGUACCGCAAUGAAGUGUAUCAAUUAUUUGGCUUAAUCAAUGGUACUCAGUGUUUCAUCUCAUUCCCGCUGGAUCUGUGGUACUUACAGAUCAAGUUAACCCACCCCCCCUCAACCCACCAUCCCCAUUUACAUUUUUGUGAAUUUGUUUUUGGAUUUUUAAAAAUAUUUUAUUUUGAAAUCAUGUUGAACAAGCUUGUGAUUUACAGUUAACAAUUAGAU